UCAGGCCCCGCCCCGGAUUGUCCCGCCGCUGGCCCGGAAAUAACAAUCCGGGGAAUGAGCCAUCGCAUCUGGGAAUUCGCGGCCAGGAAUCGGGAGCCGGGGUUCCAGGCUUGACCCUGCUGUUACCGUUGGCUUUAGGAACAAGUGUCUUCGCUUCUCUGGACCUUAUUCUCCGUAUGAUUAUGAUUAUUCCUGUCUUCUAGGCGGUUGCAGUCUUUCAUAGAGAUUGAUGGAAGCGGAAAUCAAAACUCUUCCCCUGGAGAACGCAUCCAUCCUUUCAGAGGGUUCCCUGCAGGAAGGGCACCGGUUAUGGAUUGGCAACCUGGACCCCAAGAUCACAGAAUACCACCUCCUCAAGCUCCUCCAGAAGUUUGGCACAGUGAAGCAGUUUGACUUCCUCUUCCACAAGUCCGGAGCUUUGGAGGGGCAGCCUCGAGGGUACUGUUUUGUCAACUUCGAAACUAAGCAGGAAGCAGAACAAGCCAUCCAGUGUCUCAAUGGCAAGCUGGCUCUGUCUAAGAAGCUGGUGGUACGAUGGGCACAUGCUCAAGUCAAGAGAUACGAUCAUAACAAGAAUGAUAAGAUCCUUCCUAUCAGUCUUGAGCCAUCCUCCAGCACUGAGCCCACUCAGUCUAACCUCAGUGUCACUGCUAAGAUAAAAGCCAUUGAAGCCAAGCUGAAAAUGAUGGCAGAAAAUCCUGACGCAGAGUACCCAGCAGCGCCUGUUUAUUCCUACUUUAAGCCUCCAGAUAAAAAAAGGACUACUCCUUAUUCUCGAACAGCUUGGAAAUCUCGAAGAUGAUGGUUAUGAAUUAUUGUAGCAGCAAAAGGAAACUGGUCUUCACACCUGAAAUCCUCUGCCUUUGUACUUUGUAGAUGUGAAUGGUACUACCCAACAGAGCACAAUCACUGUUAGAGUUUGGUAGCAUAAUGUUUUUGGAUGUUCUCAUGGAUGUUUCUUCCCUGAAGUGUGUGUGGAAUUGAGCAUCGUCCAGAAUAAAUAGGAUCGGAUCCAAAAUUGUGAUUUGAACCGUAGGAUGCUCUAGUUGGCUGUUGUGUUUGCAUUUGUGACUCCAGAACCAUUAUAUAGCAUGCUAGAGAGAAAGGCAAACAAAAAAUAUGGUCUAAGUCAGGAAACUAAAUUUAUUAACAUCGAUCUUUUGUACAAAAAAAAAAAGUGGAGCAUUUUUCUGUGCUCAGAUGUCUUUACAAUAUAAAGAAAAAGUAAGAGAGAGGGAGGGAAGUGAGAGACUUUGAAUCAUGUUGAGAAUUGUUGUUCCAGAAUUUAUUAUGGAAAUCCCUCCAACUAGACUAAAAAGAAAAGGUUCUUGGCAAAAGGGAGCUGAUUCUUUGAGCAAAAGUUGUGGUCAUCUGUUUCAGAAUUAUGGUUAUUGUUUCAAAAUCCCAGUUAGAAAAACAUGGUGUAUAUCUUAAAAUUGUUUGCGUCAACAGAACUGUAGAAUCAAAUCUAGCAUUUUAUACCACAGCGAAGUUCUGUUCAGAAAUCCAACUUUUACUCUUGAGUGGUCAUUUUUAAAAAAUCUAAAUAAUUCUGCCUUCUAUAUACCAAAUGUUGUUAUGAACGUGGGACUUUUACAAUUGCGCCUAUUGCAUGAGAUUUUUUUUUUUUUAAUAGCAUGAGAAUGUUCUGUUUGGAAUUGUAUCAUGGUCAAUCUAAAUAGGAAAGCAAACUUUCUCUGAAAACCUAAACGUUGCUAUAUUGAUCUCUGUCAAAGAUACUGUUUAUCAAUAAUCAUGUAGGGGUCUAAGUAGGAGAAAUUAAACUGACUUGUGCAGGGAGAGGAGGGGACACACCGUGGACGCAGGAAGUCCACGGAGCAGGCCCUGCUCUGGCACCAAUAUAGUAAUGAGCUCAUGCUUUGUGUCGUUCUUAAAGGCUGGAAAGACCGCAUGACUUUAAAAUGAUUCUUCCUUUGUAAAACAUACUGUCUGGCCCAGAUAAGUUUUCCCAGUUUGAAUAUUUUAAAUACAAGAACAGAAAGAGAGAAAUAAACGAACAGAUCUGAGAGUGUGUUUCUGUCAGUGAUCUUGGUCCUUUUGGGGCCGGGUUGAUGGGCUGUGGCGUUGGGCAGCGCCAUUGCGUCUUUACCAGGUAAAUUGUCUUAAUCCCUAGUGAUGACAGACGCUUUACGAUCCUCGGCCCCAGCAAGAGGAAGCUUUCAUCCUAGGACUUCAGGUCUUCCUGUGAGCAUAGGUGAGUUCAUGACACUGCACCCAAGUCUUGAGCAUAGUGAGGUUUCAGAGUUCACAGAACCAGUCCAGAGAAAACUCUCAUCCCCUUCCCCAAGGUAAAUCUUUUUAUCUUUAGAUAUCUUUAGUUAUUAAGUACUUUCUGCAUUUAUUAGCUCUGUCUGUGAUGCAACGAACUCUCCUUCCAUUUGGGGGAUAGUUCAGGGAGGUGAGAGCAUCAUCUCUCAUUUUUCUGGUGACUUCUUAAGAGUAUAGAAUUCACCAUUUUAUCCUUAGGUCCUCACGGGGUUAUGGUGGAGUAGGACUUACUUAACGCAAAAUAGUCUUCUAUUUUUAAUAGGAACUUAGAAAAUACUUAACUUUGAAUUACCUAGAGUUGUUUCCUUUAGAAACCAGAGCUAUUUAUUUGUAUUUAAAGCAAUGUUCAUUAUUUGUACGGAUUCUUAAUUCCUCUGUGUGAAUAAAUGCAAGACAGUGUC
Messenger RNA from Hyaena hyaena (striped hyena), 2690 nucleotides. RefSeq names its product RNA binding motif protein 18 (gene RBM18). The record is from RefSeq and is a predicted model, not a curated record. Lineage: Eukaryota; Metazoa; Chordata; Mammalia; Carnivora; Hyaenidae. Gene Ontology annotation, molecular function: RNA binding. The transcript has 6 exons. The coding region runs from base 230 to 802 and encodes 190 amino acids.